AUCAUUUUUUCACUCUUCUACUUCCCUUUUCCAUUUUAAAAAACUUAGUUUUGGGUUUUUGUGUGUUGGGGCCUCAUGUUGGAUGGGAUUUUUUUAAAAGCAAUUCUCGUUUCUUCUAUUUCUUUCAGGGUUUCGUCUCUUCAACGCUAAAUUUGAUUUACUUGAUUCCAUGCUUGAGUUAUUCCCUAAAUAGAAGUUCGAUUGCUCAAGUGCUCUAAAACGGAAGGCAACCUUUUGUUUUUUGUGCUGGUUUACAAGGAAGGGAAAAGAAGAUCAACAGAUUAAAAAAGAAAAAGAGAAAAUGGCAAGAGAAAAGAUUCAGAUUAAGAAAAUUGAUAACAGCACAGCAAGGCAAGUGACUUUUGCCAAAAGGAGAAGAGGGUUGUUUAAGAAAGCUGAGGAGCUGGCCGUUCUUUGUGAUGCAGAUGUCGCCCUUAUCAUUUUCUCUUCUACUGGGAAGUUCUUUGAGUAUGCUAACUCAAGCGUGAAGGAGAUAUUAGAAAGGCACCAUUUGCGCUCAAAGAACCUGGAGAAGCUGGAACAGCCAUGUCUUGAGUUGCAGCUGGUAGAAGACAGCAACCUGUCCAUGCUGACUAUGGAGAUAGCAGAGAAAAGUCAUCAACUGAGGCAAAUGAGGGGCGAGGAACUCCAAGGAUUAGAUGUUGAAGAACUGCAGCAGCUAGAAAAGUCUCUGGAAGUAGGGUUGAGCCGUGUGAUGGAGAAAAAGGGUCAAAGGAUAAUGAGCGAAAUCAGUGACCUUCAAAGAAAGGGAAUGGAAUUGAUGGAAGAAAAUGAACGAUUGAAGCAGCGAGUAUUGCAGAUAUCUGAUGGCCGAAGACAAGUUGCCGGUGACUCGGAGAACAUCUUCUACGAGGAAGGUCACUCAUCGGAGUCGGUGACCAACGUUUGUAUGUUGAACGGUAAUCUGCACGACAACGAAAACUCCACUACAUCCUUGAAACUAGGGUUACCGUAUUCUGGUUAAGUGGGGAAGGUUUGUGGUAGGAAAUUAUGAUAGAAGCUUUCGUAGGAUAUGAUUGGUGAGUUGGAUUUUUAUUGAGAUGCAAAGGUAGCUAACUCACCUGUAUGUUUGUGAUACCAUUUUA
Messenger RNA from Hibiscus syriacus, 1106 nucleotides. RefSeq names its product MADS-box protein SVP-like. Bases 302 to 985 code for a protein of 227 amino acids. The record is from RefSeq and is a predicted model, not a curated record. Gene Ontology annotation, molecular function: RNA polymerase II cis-regulatory region sequence-specific DNA binding; DNA-binding transcription factor activity, RNA polymerase II-specific; protein dimerization activity. The transcript has 9 exons. Lineage: Eukaryota; Viridiplantae; Streptophyta; Magnoliopsida; Malvales; Malvaceae. Gene Ontology annotation, cellular component: nucleus. Gene Ontology annotation, biological process: positive regulation of transcription by RNA polymerase II.